GGAAUGAUUUGCUGUUCAUCGUGUGGUCGUGUCAGUUUUCUGAAAGGAAAGGCAAGCUGGAUUGUGUGAUAAUGCGGUCUAAGUGUUUGCGACGCUUGAAAAAAUGACGUAUACCUUAGAUUUUAGUGAAACCGGCGUCUUGUGAUGAUUUUGUAAACGUGAUUAGUUUAAUUAUUUGUGGUGAAUGUGUGUGAGACUUGUCGUUAUCGUCGUUGUGCAUUUAUAGUGUCACAGAAAUAGCAAACAGACAAUAUAGUCAUUUUCUGUCAUUGAACUUAAAAAUUGAAUUUUAUUAUACGCUUAAAUAGUUAAAAUAUUAGUUUUUCGAUAUUCUUUACAGAGAUUUGCAUUUUUUGAUGCGUUUCUGUAUAUAAAAAAACAAAAAACGAAAUUAUUUGGGUGAAUGAACGUACAUAAACUUUAACAAGACUGGUCACAAAGUAAAAGAAAGCAAUAAUGGAGGACGGCCACUGUAAAACUGUGGACGAGGUGGUGAAUUUUUUCGGUGUUGAUUCUGAAAAAGGAUUGGCUCCUGAUCAAGUGCGAAGAAAUCAAGAAAAAUAUGGUCUUAACGAAUUGCCAGCCGAAGAGGGAAAAUCCAUCUGGCAACUCGUCUUGGAACAAUUCGACGACCUUCUAGUUAAGAUUCUUCUAUUAGCCGCUAUUAUUUCUUUCGUAUUAGCUUUAUUUGAAGAGCAUGAUGAUGCGUUCACAGCGUUUGUCGAACCAUUUGUUAUUUUGCUCAUUCUUAUUGCCAAUGCCGUCGUUGGUGUUUGGCAAGAACGUAAUGCAGAAUCUGCAAUUGAAGCCCUUAAAGAAUAUGAGCCCGAAAUGGGCAAAGUUGUCAGGGGUGAUAAAUCCGGUGUUCAAAGGAUUCGAGCUAAGGAAAUUGUACCCGGCGAUAUUGUUGAAGUAUCAGUUGGUGAUAAAAUUCCAGCUGAUAUUAGAUUAACGAAAAUUUUUUCAACCACCCUCAGGAUCGAUCAAUCAAUUCUGACCGGUGAAUCAGUCUCAGUUAUAAAGCACACGGAUGCCAUUCCAGAUCCUCGCGCUGUCAAUCAGGACAAGAAAAAUAUUCUUUUCUCGGGUACAAAUGUUGCUGCUGGUAAAGCACGUGGUGUUGUCAUUGGAACUGGUUUGAAUACUGCCAUUGGUAAAAUUCGAACUGAAAUGUCAGAGACAGAGGAAAUUAAAACACCAUUACAACAGAAAUUGGAUGAAUUUGGAGAGCAAUUGUCAAAAGUUAUUUCUGUGAUUUGCGUGGCUGUGUGGGCUAUUAACAUUGGACAUUUCAAUGAUCCAGCACAUGGUGGUUCAUGGAUUAAGGGUGCAAUUUAUUAUUUCAAAAUUGCUGUUGCUUUAGCUGUCGCCGCCAUUCCAGAAGGUUUACCAGCUGUCAUCACAACAUGUUUGGCUUUAGGAACAAGACGAAUGGCGAAGAAAAAUGCUAUCGUACGUUCUUUACCAUCAGUUGAAACACUUGGUUGCACAUCCGUUAUUUGUUCUGAUAAAACUGGAACUUUAACCACCAAUCAAAUGUCCGUCAGUCGAAUGUUCGUGUUUGAAAAGAUUGAAGGUAAUGACAGUAGUUUCCAUGAAUUUGAAAUAACUGGCUCGACAUAUGAGCCAAUUGGAGAUGUUUUCCUAAAGGGACAAAAAGUCAAGGGCCAGGAUUAUGAGACACUACAUGAAAUGGGAACAAUUUGCAUAAUGUGUAAUGAUUCCGCAAUUGAUUUUAAUGAAUUUAAACAGGCUUUUGAAAAAGUUGGUGAAGCCACUGAAACUGCAUUGAUUGUAUUGGCUGAGAAGGUAAAUCCCUUUGGUGUACCAAAAACUGGCCUUGACCGUCGUGCAAGUGCAAUUGUUGUUCGUCAAGAUUUGGAAACAAAAUGGAAGAAAGAAUUUACACUUGAAUUUUCGCGUGAUCGUAAAUCAAUGUCGUCUUAUUGUGUUCCAUUGAGAACAACGAAACUUGGUUCUGGACCAAAAUUGUUUGUUAAGGGAGCGCCUGAAGGUGUUUUGGACAGAUGUUCACAUGCACGAGUUGGAUCACAAAGAUUCCCACUUACAACGACAUUGAAAAAUCGAAUUCUCGAUCUUACACGACAAUACGGUACGGGUCGUGAUACACUUCGUUGUCUUGCUCUUGCAACCGCUGAUCAUCCAAUGAAGCCCGAUGAAAUGGAUCUUGGUGAUUCGACCAAAUUCUAUACAUAUGAGAAAGAUUUGACAUUUAUUGGUGUCGUGGGAAUGUUGGAUCCACCAAGGAAAGAAGUUUUCGACUCAAUUGUUAGAUGUCGGGCGGCUGGAAUUCGUGUCAUUGUCAUCACAGGUGACAAUAAGGCUACCGCUGAAGCUAUCUGCAGACGUAUUGGUGUUUUUGGCGAAGACGAGGACACUACUGGAAAAUCUUAUUCGGGUCGUGAAUUUGACGAUUUACCAAUGAGUGAACAAAAAGCUGCUUGCGCUAGAGCGCGACUCUUUUCCCGUGUUGAGCCAUCUCACAAAUCCAAAAUCGUUGAAUUCUUGCAAAGCAUGAACGAAAUUUCUGCUAUGACUGGUGACGGUGUAAAUGAUGCGCCGGCUUUAAAGAAAGCUGAAAUUGGUAUUGCUAUGGGAUCAGGAACUGCUGUUGCAAAAUCAGCAUCUGAAAUGGUUUUAGCUGAUGACAAUUUCUCUUCCAUCGUGGCUGCUGUUGAAGAAGGUCGUGCCAUUUACAACAAUAUGAAACAAUUCAUUCGUUAUCUUAUCUCUUCCAAUAUUGGUGAAGUUGUCAGUAUUUUCUUAACUGCUGCCCUUGGUCUUCCUGAAGCUUUGAUCCCUGUUCAAUUAUUGUGGGUCAAUCUUGUCACUGAUGGUCUUCCAGCCACGGCUCUUGGUUUCAAUCCUCCUGAUCUCGACAUUAUGAGCAAGCCACCACGUAAAGCUGAUGAAUCUCUCAUCUCCGGCUGGUUGUUCUUCCGUUAUCUCGCUAUUGGUUUUUACGUUGGCGCUGCAACCGUUGGAUCAGCAGCUUGGUGGUUCUUGUACAGUCCAAAUGGACCACAAAUGAACUAUUAUCAAUUGACUCAUCAUUUAGCUUGCAUUGGAGGUGGCGAAGAAUUCAAGGGUGUCAAUUGCAAAGUAUUCCAUGAUCCUCAUCCCAUGACAAUGGCUCUCUCCGUUCUUGUUACAAUUGAAAUGUUGAACGCGAUGAACAGCUUGUCUGAAAAUCAAUCACUCAUCACGAUGCCACCGUGGUCCAACUUGUGGCUCAUCGCUUCGAUGGCACUAUCAUUUACACUCCACUUUGUCAUUCUAUACGUUGAUGUUCUUUCGUCCGUAUUCCAAGUGACGCCAUUAACAAUCGAAGAAUGGAUAACAGUAAUGAAGUUCUCAAUUCCCGUGGUGCUUCUUGAUGAAACACUUAAAUUUGUUGCCAGAAAAAUUACAGACGGUGAGAAUCCAAUUUACACCGUUCAUUGGAUUGUUCUAAUGUGGGCCGUGUUUUUUGGACUUUUACUUAUUUGCCCCAUCUAGAUCAUCCAGGAAAAAAAAUUUUUUUCAUUCUUAUAAAAAUUAGUUUAAUUAAGGGAUACUUUUCCUAAGGAAAAGGCAUCCGUCUUGGACUUGCAGUUGCAUUUAACUAAAUGAAUUUUCUCUUCGACUUGCGCAUGAAGAGAGAAAAAAAAAACAAAACAACAACAAACAAACAAAGCCUAAAAUUGAAUUAAUUAAUGAAGUGUGUCUAAGUCUGAGAUUUUUAACCGAUUUGACCGUUACGCAUGGUGUUAGUCAGUGCAAAGCAAAAAAAAAAAAAAAAAAAAUAUCGAUCAGAACGUGGUCCACCAUUGCCUGGUCGCCCAUCACAUCGUACCCCGGCAGAUGUCGCCGCUAACUCAAAUUUCACAUUGUGAUAUUUUGAGCGAUUCAAAGUACCCGCCCAAUCGUAUAAUUGACAAAAUACGAUAGAUGUUAUUAUUAUUUUAUACGAGUGCCUUUUAAAAAAAAGAAGAAGAAGCAUUACUAACAUUUUAGCACUAUUCGGUUUAGACAAUAAAUUCUCCAAACAAUUCUCUUAAACUUCAAGCCGUUCAUGCCAAUAAUGUUUUACACGCUUAUUGCUUUUCACAUUUUCUAGGCUGCUCUUUCAUGAACAAUUUUGGCGAAGGUAAAAAAAAAUAAUACGAUGUUCAUUCACCUGUACAAUUAGUGGGCAUUAUUCUCUUUCUACUGGCAAUCGCAUAUUUUUAUUUUGAAAAAAAUAUCACGUCAUCUUUAAUUGAUAUGAUAAAAAUAAUAUUAUAUUUCAAUAAGCAUAAUGAGGUUUUGUAAAUUCAAUAGUAAAUUGAAUAGUAAAAUUAUUUUCUAGUCAAUUAUUUUUUUUUUUUAUCACGAGAAUAUUAUUUAUUAGUUGACGAAUUUAGAUGUCAUUUUUUGAAAGAAAAUAUAUUCUCUUUAGUUGUAAUAUAAAAUAAUUUAGUUUUCAUAUUGUGCAAUUUUGAGAAUGAUUCGAUGAUUAUAAUAAGGGAGAGAAAUUUGUGGUAGUUUUUUUUGUAGAUGUACAAAGAAAAAGAACAUAUCAAUUAAAAUGAUGUGCAUCAUUUAAUGAGUUGACAUAUAAAUUUUUAAAUAAGUAAAAUUUUAUUAACAUUUUUCAAAUAGAAAUAUUUGGAUGCGAGUAUGAAAUGAAAUAUUGAAUAAAAUACGCUUUUUGCCCUUUAAUAAUAGUGAAAAAAAAAUUAAAAUGACAAAAAGUGUAGUUUAGAAUACACUGACUAAUUGCAUGUUCCAUCCACCGAUUCUCAGCCAAUUCUCAAAUUUCGUACGGUGAUCGUGUCUUAUAUCUCUAUAUAUACAAUAAAUGUUUCCAACUGGCUGCUCCUUUGCAUCAGUUGAUCUUUAUAUAUAUAUAAAUAUUAAAGUGUAGUGAAGAUGUUAAGAAUUUUUAUUCUAAUGUCAUUUGCACUUAACGUAUACUAUUCGAAUUUCGAGGAAGUAUAAACACGUUACGCUAGCUUAUAUAUAUGUAAUAAUAAUAUAAUUAGUGAGAAACGACUCGAAACAUCUAUUUAUACGAUUUUUCCUAGAAAAUAAGAAAGAGGUUUUUUCUAUAAAAUAUUUAAUUGUACAUAACAAAAUAGCGAUUACAAUGCUGUACAUAAUGUUACGAAAGCCGUUGAGAAGUUUGUUCGUUCGUUCGCCGUGCAUAAUUUGUUUUUUCAUUUUUCCCUUUUUUUUUUUUUUGUCAAUUUAAAUGGCGAAAUCGUUGGUGGGAAUUGGAAAAUAUAUUUUAUUUUAAAUUUCGCUAAUUAAUUGCUGUAUCUAAUUAGCCACUGCUUUUAAAUUAUUAUUUUGCCUAUAUAUAUUGUUUCAUAAUCCGACUGUUGAAAAGUAAAUGUUUUCUGAUGUUCUUUUUGGAAAUAUUAAUUUGUCAUUGUCUCUAUAAGCUUUUUUGGUUUUCAUUAUAUGGCUUUACUCGUAUUCGCUCUAUAUAUUAGGCUUUGGAUGCACUUUUAGUAAUAAAAUGAAAAUGUGAAACAAGAAGUCACUGAUGAUAUUUCAUUCACUUGUGACACAUCAAAGAUUGUGCAUCAACUUUGAAUUAAUGUGCUCUAGGCUUGUAAAAACAAAACAAAAACCAAAAAAAAACGAAAAAAAGAAACCUGCAUGUCUUCCUCUAUUUCAAAACUUUAUGCAUGUAUAUCUUUUGAUCACAGUGCGUCUCUCUCGCUUCCUAUCACAUCCUGACAAAGAAUUUGCAAUGUACUUUUUUAAUAGUGUCAGAAAAAUGACAAAAAUUCAUAAAUUUUGGUAAAAAUAAAAAAAAACUGUUUUUUUUCAUUGAAUUUUAAUAUAAUGGGGAAUUUCUAUUUACUAUAAUUUUUAUUUAGUCUGACUAAAUAUUUCUUUGACUACUUAUAAUAAAUGAAAGAAUUUUUUAAUUUUUUUGUCAUUAAAUAUUUUUUUUAAAUAGUGAGGAUUCAAAAAAUUAAUUCUGUCUGACUAAAAUUUACUUCUACUACUGAUACAGAAGUUUACAGAAAUAUCAACAAUUAUGUCUGACUGGAACUGACUGUUACUACUGCGAAUUUUUAAAAACGUUUCGUCUGACUAAAAUUGACUUGUACUACUGAAACUCAAUAUUCGGCAGAUUUAAACAAUAUCUAUCUGACUAAAAUUUAGUUCCACUACUGACAGUAAGAUUUUUAUCAACAUUUUUGUCUGACUGAAACUGUCUGUUACUACUGUUGAAGUUUUCAAUCGAUUUAAAAAGCUUUGUCUGACUGAAGUUGACUUGUACUACUGAACAACAAAAAUUCGUUAUUUUUAAAAAAUAUUUGUCUGAUUAAAAUUUACUUCUACCACUGAUACCAAGACUUUAAGGAAUACAAAAAAUUUUCUCUUACUAAAAAUUAAUUAAUAUUAUAAUUAAAAAUAUAGUAGAGAAAUUACAAAUAAGUCAAAUAGAGAUUUUUUUCUUUUGAUUUCGUUUUGUGUAAAUAGAAAUUUCGCAUAUAUUAUUUUUUUUGGCUGAAGUUUUCCUUUCAAUUUAGAGUUUGCCUCAUUUCUAAAAAAAAUCAAGACUUUUAGCGCAAUUAAAAUAUCUCAACUGAAAGGAAAAGUUUAACUCGUAAUGUGUUGGAAAUUAUUAUUUUCAUCUAAAUCAAUAAUUCAUUUGUUUGAAUUUUUAUUUUAUGAAAAUAAUUUUUAUUUCCUAAUAUUUGUAAUUACUGGUUAUAAAAAAAUAAUUUUCAAUCUUUUCUCUCGAUCUAUUUGCAUGCUUGAUAAUUUUUAAGUGCUUGAUAAAAUUAUCGUAAUAUUAUUUUUUUUUUUAAUUGUAUGAUAUAUUUAUUGCUCAAUCAUAAUGGCAACUAUUUAAAAUUCCAUUUGCAAUGUUUUUUUCCGAGAAUUUUGUAAGAUUUGGUAUAUAUCGAAAUUGAAUUAUCUUUUUAAAAAUAUCUUACAAAAAUUUAUAAAUAUAUUUAAAAAGGAGAAUCUUUUCGAUUUAUCGAAUCUUCUAUAUGUAAAUUUAUUAUUACACAAAAUUGAUAAAUUAUUUUGGGGUAGAAAAAAGGCGUGAGUUUUUCAGAACGAUUUUUGAUGAAUUUUUUAGUGAAUGAUUGGUUGUAUAAGUGAUUGUUGGAGGAAGAAAAGAAAACUAUAUGAGUGUGUAAAGUAAUUAAUUUUUUUUGUUUUUAACUUUUAUUUUCGUCAAUUUUUAUUUUUCAUUUCGAAGUAAAAUUUUUGGAAAUAAUUUUUUUUUCAUCAAUUAAAAAAAAAAAGUUUUUAAAGACUUGUACUCAUUGAUAUUGUUACAAAAAAAACGAGAUAAUUAUGUGUGAAAGAGACGGUUGAAUUUUAAUUUAACUCAGCCGUGAAUAUUAUCUGGAAAAAAAGUUUUGAAAGAACACGCGAGAAUUACGCUUUAUGAAAAGGAAAUUCCGUUUUCUCUUCACUUUGCUUUCAAAAUUCCGGAAAAUUAUUUAAUCGGGUUUUAAUUACUUCUGUCUUGGAAAUAUAAAUUUUUUUUUCCCCUUCUCUUGGAAUAUUUUUUUCUUUUAUUAAUGAACAAGUCUUUUGAACUUAUAUUUAAAAAAUUAGUAGACAGUAAUUUAGUACUUGCAUUUGUGCGCUUUGCUUGCUGGAAUCUUUUUAUAAAAACUGGUAUAUCAUUUUACAUUUAAUAUAUUUAUUGUCUCAAAAAAUAAUCGUGAAAAAAAUGAACUCUUUUUUUAUUUGUCAGUACUGCAUUUUUUUUUUGUAUUUACUAUUUUGUAAAAAAUUUUUUUUAUAAAUUCGCAAAAGAAAUUAAAAUUCGAGUUAAACAAAAAUUUAAUGACGAGUUUUAUUUUUAUUUUUUUGAGAAAGGAAUCUUUGUAAAAAUUGACAGAAUAUUUUUGCGUGAUUAAGUGAAAUUUAAACGUGUGUAAAUUUUACAUAAAAGAGGAUUACUGUUUAUUCGUUGACAUAUUAGACUUGGUAAUGCAGAAAAUGUAUUAGAACUCGAGCAUGUAAAUUCACUUUGAACUUCCGAAGGUGCGUGACCUAAUUUUGAGCCCCAGUAAACGUAACAAGACUGAUGACGGGGUUUGAGGAAUGGGUCGACCACACGAGACACAUUCGCACGAGCAAUGCGACUCAAAAUGUCUCAUAUUCUCAGCUCGAAUUGAAUUUCGAAAAUUAAAUUUUGCCGAGUUCGCCAAUUUCAACUCGAAAAUCAAGCUAAUAAAUGCCCAAUUAAAACGAAACUUACACAUUAAAAAUUUUAAGUAUAACACUUGCAGCUUAUUAUCAGUAGCUUAUUAUAUCAAUCCUAUUUUAGAAAAAAUGUCUCAUAAUCUUUUUUGGUUUUUUUCCUUCUUUUUUUUGGGGGUGGAAAAAUGAUUGAGAUUUUGAGUACCGCGGUUAUAAAUAGUAAUCGGUACAAAGAUUCUUCAAAUCGAUAUAGUAAAUUUAUAAUAUUAUUGUGAGAAGCAAUUUAUCGUUUUUCAUGUAUAUUUAGAGUUAUAAUAAUAAUAAUAAUGUUAAAUAAUUAAGGCAUGAUACUUUGGCACGGCCAAAACUCAACUUAAUAGAGGGGGGGAAAAUUGAAGAAAAAUCGCAUUAUUUUUUUUUUUUGCAAAUGUCGUCUACAGAAAAAUCUUCAUUUUUUUUUAUUUCAUCUCUUGGACGGGAGGGAUUCGAUUUUUUUUUUCUCUUUUUAAAUAGCUUCAUUCGAACAAUUUUUAUGAGCGUUUUGACACAUUCUUGACGUCACAUGUCGAGACAUUUUUCCUAUUAUAGAGAAAAAUAAUCAUUUCUCGAAAGUGAAAUUCCAAAAGGAAUAUUGAAAAUUUUUAAUGUCUUGAAAGGUGACGUUUUUAUGUGUCACGUGAUCAUAAAAAAAGUUUAAUAUUUUUAUAAAUAUAUAUUAGAUUUUAGAUUGAUAUUAUGAGUCAAAAUAAUUUUCUGUUUUUUUUUAAUUUUAGUUAAAUUUUGAGAAAAGAAAAAGAUAGUUUUAGAUUAAUUUGAAAAUGAAAUAUAAGAUUGAAAUCAAUUUGCGAAAAAGGUCUCCGGAAAUGAAAAAUUGGGGUAGACAAGUUUUAUCUGAAAAAUUGAGAAAACUAAUUUUAGAGCUGCCUGCGGAUAAAAACGGUAGCAGUACUGAAGACAAUAUUGUGAUUUUAUACAGAGCUACGAAUUUUUGUAUAAUCAAUUAAUUAAGCAUUAACAAAUAGGGAGUUUUUUGAUAAAUUUCUAGGAGGAAAUAUCACAUUUUUUAAAACAAUUUUAACAAUCUGAUCGUCCAAGAGGGGGAAAAAAAUAAUUAGAAUAUAGACUAGAAAUUUUUUUUUCUGUUUUUUCAAAUGUUUGACGAUAAAUUUUAACAAAAAAAAAAAAUCUUUUAAAAUGCUGUGCUCAAUUAAUUGCUACGAAAUGUGUUUGAUCGAAAGCAGACACAUUGUGCGUUCUUGAGUCCAGGAAGUACCUAUUAUUACAAAAUAUUAAAUAAAUGAAUAAAUAUAUAGAUAUAUUGAAAUAUAAUAAUAUAUUUAUAUAUUAUAUAAAAAAUAUAAAUUUAUUAAUUAAAUAUGUAAAUUUAUAUUUAUAUAUUACAUAAAUAUAUAAUUAUAUGUAUAUUAGUUAUUACAGAGUUUGGCAAAAGUGCGAUAUGUGUGUAUGGGUGUGUGUUUGUGUGUGUGUGUAUGUGAGAGAGAGAUUUUCUGUAAACGUCAUCAAAAUGCCAAUAAUGUGGCUCCAAAUGAUCCGAGCCCGGUGUCAAAUCUGAAUUUAUUCAAUGACCUUUUACCUCUCAACGGGAUCGUUAGUACCCGAUUUAAUUAUUGUAAUUUUGUAUGCAGAGCACGCAUCUAUAAUAUUACGAGAUACCAGUCAAAUUGCCUCUUAUCAGCCAAUUAUUGAGAAAAUGCUUUUUUUGCGAAUUCCAAAUUAAUAAAUUCUAAAAUAAAUUAUAUCUUUACAAAACAGUGAUAACAUUUUUUUUAUUGACAAAAUUCUUAAAUAAUAUAAACAAAAAUUAAUUGUCAUUAAUUGUUUUUAUUUUGUGAAAUUCGAUUCGUAAAUUAAAUUAUUUAACUAAUUUAAUUUAUUUUUUUUAUUUAUAUUUAAUAUAUUGACGAAUAAGAUGGCUUUUUCGACUAAAUCAUGAUUUGAAAAAAGAUGCGAUCUGUAUUGUGUAUAUAUACAUAUAUAUUUGGUAUGUAUUGUCAUGGGAUUCAUUGAUGAGUCAAUAGCGAGGCUCGACGAAUUUUUUUUUUAAACUAGCAACGAUUUGUUUAUUUAUCGUCUUAUUUAUCUCUAAUGUACAUCAUGGAAUGCCAGGAUUAACUGGAAAAAUAUUAUAACAAGUGAAAGUAUAAGGAUUAUUCCUCUAGUGCAUUGCCUACUUGUUAUAAUAAAAAAUAAUAAUAAUAAUAAUAAUAAUAAUAAUAAUGUGUUACUAA
Molecule: messenger RNA, 10427 nt
Organism: Leptopilina boulardi
Lineage: Eukaryota; Metazoa; Arthropoda; Insecta; Hymenoptera; Figitidae
Gene: SERCA
Product: calcium-transporting ATPase sarcoplasmic/endoplasmic reticulum type
Exons: 13
Coding region: 457-3519 (1020 amino acids)
Biological process (GO): calcium ion transmembrane transport; intracellular calcium ion homeostasis
Cellular component (GO): membrane
Molecular function (GO): P-type calcium transporter activity; ATP hydrolysis activity; ATP binding
Source: RefSeq, a predicted model, not a curated record